Messenger RNA from Stegodyphus dumicola, 2562 nucleotides. RefSeq lists its product as uncharacterized. Gene Ontology annotation, molecular function: chloride channel activity. The record is from RefSeq and is a predicted model, not a curated record. Lineage: Eukaryota; Metazoa; Arthropoda; Arachnida; Araneae; Eresidae.
GCCAAGGACAACUAACUCACUCGCUCUCUCUUCCUUCGCCUUCUUUUCGUACUGUACGUGUAUCGGGAAAAGUGGGUCUUGUUCACUUUUUGCUACCAAACAUCUCUUCUACAAACACAUCGCAAGACCCAUUCUCCGAAGUUCUCUCUGGAUACAGCGCGGAUUCAAGAUUAAGAAAAAAGCGUGAUGACUUUUUAUGCACCUUCGCGCUUUCUUUUUUUCUUCUGCCUUACAGCCUGUUCUCCAUUCUCUCCACCCCUUCCAGAUGUUAUCGACGGAUGGAGACAUUAGCCUUUCACCUUUACUGAAUUUAACUGCUACUGGAUUCCUUAACUGGAAGAGACACUAAUGUAUGUAAAAGAGGUUCAAUAGUUUUCGUCGAUUCGUGAAUAUACAACGUACGAGUACGUGAAAUUUGUAACCAUAAAACAAGAAUUAUUAUUUUUGUGUGAAAUGUGCAACUAAAGGUGAAGCAAGAAAAAGGAAUGUGCUUUAUAAUAUACUAGUUAACAAUUUUACAUGGUAACAUGCGUUUUCUUUUCGAUUAUGGACGUUAAAAGAUUCAACCAAUAUCUGCAUAUUUCUCGUACUCGAAAAGCAUGCGUUUAGCAGUGCUUUCGAUAGCUUCUUCUGCGACAGAGAUAUUGUUCAGAUUGCGAAGCGCUUGAUCCUCUUUUUUUCAAAGACAUAUGCGUAAAAACGGUUGUGGAAUUGCGUGAUUCAUCUUACUAAAAAUAACUUGCAAAAAAAUUCUUAUUCCAGACUACUAUCAGGGAUAGUACGUGUAAUGAUAGAAAUUCAUUUCAGUGUCGUGAGAUGAAAUUGCACUGGAAAAUGUGAUCUUCGCAGUCCAAAAUAUCAUCAAAUUUAAAAAUAUUCAUUUCACUAAAAACAAAGUUUUUCCGGUUAUAAAAAGGUUCAUCGUUUUGGAAGUAUUUCAGAUGCAAAAAUGAAACGCAAAACAAAAGAAGAGAAACUUUACCAAAAAUGGCGAUUAAAACCCAAGAUUACAUAAAGAUUGCCAAAAGCAGGAGCUAUAUACAAAAGAACGGUUAGACACUAUAGAAUCAUUAAGCGAAUGUUAUUAUUUUAACAAAAGACUCUACAUUACAAAAGAACGAACGUUCGUGUUCCUUUGACAAGCUGAGUACGAAGUGUUGUCUUUAAUUCACCAUCCUCAAUCCCUUGCUUAGGAUAUAUAUCAAAGUGAAACAUUUUUCGGGAACUUUGUCAGUACAUUUCAGUUGCGAGGAAAAUGGCGGUGAAUUUUUUUCCGUCGUAUUUCUGAUUUCAGUUAGACGGACAGCGACCGAAGUAGGCAUCUAUUUUCCCUAAAUUUCCUUCCUGAAGCCUGGAAGAGCCGGCCAAUUGGUUUAUUGGAGAACACUGAAAAGCGUCUUCUCCAGAGAACCAAAAAGCGGGAAGGAGACAAACAGAACGACGGAAUCAUCCAAAAUUCAGCAGCCCCAGAGUGCCGGAGGAAGCGCAGAAGCAGAAGUCGAGUCAUCAUCGGACGCGAUGACUGUCAGUUACCAGUACGACGUGGCUUCUUCCGCCUCUGGGGGCUUUAUUCGAUUGCUCUUUCGUUGGAGGGGCAGUGUCUGGAAAGUUGUGUACCGGGAGAUGCUCAUUUUCACGGUGUGCUACAUUCUGCUCACAAUUUUGUAUCAGUUCGUCCUCGCAGAUUCGCAGCAGAGGAUUUUCGAAAGAAUCGUAUAUUUCUGCUCCACUUUCAUGGAUCUUAUACCUCUCUCAUUCAUGCUGGGUUUCUACGUAUCCUUUAUCGCUGCCAGGUGGUGGAGUCAAUUCACAGCGAUUCCUUGGCCCGAUAAAUUGAUGAACAUUGUUGCAAUGUACAUACCAGGACUUGAUGAAUCCAGCAGAGUCGUACGGAGAACUUUGAUGCGUUACUUGAACCUUUCUUUAGUUCUUGUAUUGAGAUCCAUCAGCAUGGCCGUAAAGAGAAGGUUUCCCACAAAGGAACAUCUUAUCGAAGCUGGCUUCAUGACAAAAACGGAGUUGGAGAUGUUCCAGAGUGUUCCGUCGACAGAGUUCAAUACUUUCUGGAUUCCUUGCACUUGGUUCAUAAAUGUUCUCAGAGAAGCACGACAAGAAUGCAGAAUUACAGACUCAAAUGGACUCAAACUCAUUAUGGAGGAAUUGAACGAAUUCAGAUCAAAAUGUGGACUAUUGUGGGGAUAUGAUUGGAUAAGCAUUCCUUUAGUAUAUACUCAGGUUGUCACUAUGGCUACAUACGCUUUUUAUGUAGCUUGUAUGUUUGGCAGACAAAAUGUCAAUGUCAUCACUGAAAAGUCCUCUUCUCCGGAAGUUCACCGCUAUGAUUACUACAUACCAAUUUUCACGAUUCUUCAACUCAUGUUUUACAUGGGCUUAUUAAAGGUUGCAGAACAGCUGAUUAAUCCAUUUGGUGAUGACGACGAAGACUUUGAACUAAACUGGAUUAUCGACAGGCACAUGAAAGUAAGAAUAAUCGAUUUCAUUUUUAUCACAUGCCAAAUCAUUACGUGUCUGCAUGACUAUGGAAUUCCAGGAGACAUAAAA